AUGGAAGUAAACCAGUCAAACUUGUCGGGUGUAAAAUUGUUCUUUGAGAGUACGAGCCCUGACGGACCGCUUAACGUCGUCGGCGAGGGAAGCGAUGAUAUUGGGCCUUAUUCCAUUCAGGGUACUUAUGAUAAUAUAUCGAAAGCUAUUGCCUUUACCAAGCAGCACAUCAAUGUCGAUGCCAAUACGGCCUGGCGCUACCAAGGCAUUUAUAGCGGCGUUCUGUUCUCGGGGACAUGGGGUACUGAGGGCAAGCCAAAUAUGGGUAAUUUCUUGAUUAAGCAGAAGUCUGUUAUUAAAAGACAAUCUGAUGAGGGACCUUGGCAAGGAUAUUACUUUGAUGUAGAUAACAAAGAUGUCAUUAUGCUAAUCUACAUGACCGCAAGGAAAGAUCCAAGCGGCGUCGAAUUUCUCCAUGGCUCUGGUACAGAUGAAGUUGAGUUUACCAUUGAUGGACAAGUCGCAGUUGACAAUUCGGUCAGCUUAACCAAGAGAUAUGAGGUCAUAGUCAAGAUGUUAAACUAUAAAUUAUUGGCAAAUGAUAUCGAAAUGAAUGGUGGUAUGCUUCAUUUGCAAGGUUACGACGUAUGUAUUGUAUCGUAUGAUUUGAAUGUAUGA
Messenger RNA from Paraglomus occultum, 618 nucleotides. Lineage: Eukaryota; Fungi; Glomeromycota; Glomeromycetes; Paraglomerales; Paraglomeraceae. The record is from the annotation of a GenBank genome assembly.